Messenger RNA from Trichoplusia ni (cabbage looper), 3039 nucleotides. RefSeq lists its product as uncharacterized. The record is from RefSeq and is a predicted model, not a curated record. The transcript has a single exon. The annotation marks the transcript as partial. NCBI's taxonomy places the organism in Eukaryota, Metazoa, Arthropoda, Insecta, Lepidoptera, Noctuidae.
AGUGAGACAGUUCGACCGUUGAGUGUUAAAGUAGUUGAUUGCGGACAAUACCCGUGGUAUUAUAGAAAAUAUACUCAACAGAUACUAGACUUGACUGGAAUAGACUUAGACAGUGAUAGUGAUGUUGACGUAGAAAGGCUAGAUAAUAGCGAUGAAAAUGAUUGUAUUAUAGUUGAAGGUUUAAAAAAUGUGUCUAAAAGUGGAAUAAAUGUAAUAAACUCAAUGGAAUCUGUACUAACAGCAAUGCGUUUGAGUAACAACCAGAAAAGACAAAAUGCUACUAGGAUUAAAGAAGAGUAUGAGAUUCAAAAAGCUUUGAGUUUAAGAAAUACAAUUAAAGUUGAUUUCAAGCGAAACCAAGGUCUUGUAGGUAUGAAAAUAAAGAAUUUACCUGUGAUGUUAAACUUUAAGAAUAAGAGAGGCCGGAAACAAGACUUGAAGAAGAGUGAAAAAACAGAUAACGAUGCUGUUGUACAUGCUGCUAAAGUAUUGCAGAAUGUUGGAACUGAAAUUAUACCUAUUAUAGAAAACGAGGGUGAAAAGUCGCAAAGUCACCUCCCUUCUGUUCCUGAUAAUAUAGAGGAUAGUACGGGAACUAAAGCCAUAGAAGAGUCUACUUGUACAAUUAAAGCUUAUGGAACUGCAGAGAAAAAUAUAAAUAGAAUAUGUGAACAAUUACUCAAUAGAAAGUCAAAUAUUAAUCCUGAAGUCAACACAAAUUCUCAAAAAGUUAAUAAAAGCAAUGUUAUUUCAACUAGUGACAAGAAGAAUGAAGUAGAAGAAUUGAAAAAUGUACCCAUUCCUGUAACCACAGAAAAGUCUCGAAACUCUGUAAAAGAUGUGACAAAAACAAACAAGUUCAAAAACGACCAGUUUAAGAAACGAAAUAAAACUUUACUAGAGUUAAUAACUUCGAAACCUAAUGUGGACCAAAUUGAAGUAUCAAACAAAAGUGAUAAUAUUCAAACCGAAGUUAGUGUGAGUACCGAACAUAAAAACAGGGAUGAUAAAUCGAAAUGCGAAAUAAAUUCACCUAUACUACCAUCCAGUCAUUCUUCAAUGAAAUCUAAAAACAAACGCGGUGAAUCUCUGAAGUGCAGAGAAGGUAAUAAUUCAUUAAACAAUCCAUCUCAAGCCUGCAUUAAUUUAAAUAAAAAUAAGUCUUUUGCUGAUCUCUUUGGUAAUACCGAAAAACUAAAAGAAGCUGGUCCUAAAAGUGCCAAUCCAAUGAAUAAAUCUGAUUAUAAUGCAGAACCCCCAUCUAAAGUGUCAUUUACAUCCAAAGAUGUAAUUAUAAGUCCAGUGAAAGAUAACCAGUAUACAAAAGCACCGGAAAAAGAUGUGACGAAUAGUAAUAAUAGGACUGGAAUGAACUUCCAGAAAAUUCCAUCGAUUUCCCAAGAAAGUACUGUUAAUAAAAAGGAUUCCGCUGUUGUAAUGAAGAAAACCACAAGUGCAGAUAGUCGUAAGAAAGCAAUUGUAGUGGAACAGAAGCUAGUUGGUGCUGAUAACAUAAAUCCUAGUCAUGUACGCAAAGAUAACAAAGACAUUUCAAUGAUUGCCACCUUAGAAAAUAUCGGUUUAUGUAAGGAAACUGAUAAACAAAAUGCGAGUAGCACGACGACGUAUGUUGCAACACUGGAUAUUCCAUGUCAUUCAUACAAACCUACUCAAGCUUCAAAAGUCAAUCUUCCCAAUCCAAAUUCUUUACCCAAUAAAAAUAAUGAUUUACCUAAUUCUGGUAACAGUUUUGAGCGCAAUAGUAUUCAAAUGAUGGCAAAUACAUCUCAAAAACCAAACAUUCAGACCGCUCCGAAUAAUAGCCACCUGCCAGGUCACGUCCAAGCUGAAAGCUAUCGGAAAACGAAUAUUAUGCGUAAAGCGAUGCACAUUCCAGUUCAUACGCAGCCACAGUGUCCGUAUUAUCGAAAGACCCGUGUUCAAUAUCAUUCUGAAUUGCCUUUUAGGUACAGUCAAUAUAUUCCAAGUCCAGGAAAUGCUAAAUCCUAUGUCCCGUACUUGAAAAACUCGACUUAUCUUGGUCGUGUGCCUAUACAAAGUCAGUCAGUUAAUGCCGACAGGCUGUCGCAAAAACUCCCUCUUUUAAUGUCACCUUUGAAUCCUCAACUAACUUCACAAAGGCACGCUCUUGAUGGGAAUUUCGGGCCACAAUAUGGUGGUUCUCCCUUCAAUUCAUCAGUUCCAAUACCCCAGACCUUGCCUGGACCUAUCAACCAACCCUAUCCUUAUUAUUUAAAAACAAACAAUUAUCCCGUCAAUGAAAAAAAUAAUUUAAAGAAAACGAAUGUUAAAUUAAUGCCAAAUAAAGACGAUAAUAGUAAAGGUAAACAAAAAGUAGAAGAUAUCAGAAUAAAGACCACUGAGACACCGAGUGCGAAUGCAGAAGUAGUUGCAACUAAGACUGAAAUGUUGAAAGAGUUAGACAAAUUAUCAUUCGAUGAUGACGCAAAGAAAGAUUUGAAAAGGAAAAAUCCUCAUGUCACUUGUGAAACCGAACGAACCAGUAGUGUUGUAACUUCGGAUACGGCAAAAAAAACAACGAAAGUUGACGAAGCAUUAAAGACACCUGUAUCUAACAGAAUAGAGUUUGCAACCAAAUAUUCACCACCUAUUCUCCCUAUACCGAGAUAUGACCAUGUUCUAAACCACAUUGUUUCGGACCCUCGUGGACAAAUUGAUAAAACUAAUACAGUUACAGAUAAAACUUCAAAACAAAAAAAUACGAGUGAAAUGAAACCAGUCCAGAACACAUUAAAACGUUGUAGGAAACGCAUCAGCCACGAAUUUAAGGAACCAAGUUGCAGUAGAAGGAAGUGCGAUGGAAAGAAGAUUUCUUUAGAGGAAUACAAGCAAAGAGUUUACGUUAAAAGUGCAUCCGAACUUUCAAAAAGGCCAGGCAAAGAUAAUGCUAAUAUUAAAAAGUACAGGGGUCCGGGGCCUAGAAUGUAUAAGAAACACUGUAAUCGUAAUCCAGAAUCUGAUCUAGGAUAUGACUCUGAUAGUACAGUAGUACUAUAG